AUGGAAGGCAGUACGACACUCCAGGCUUUCAAUAACAUUUAUUUUGCCAUCUUUGCCCUGUUUUGCUUCAAACUCUUAAUCAAAAUCUCUUUAGCUUUAUUGACCCACAUCUAUAUAGUGAAAGGGAAUAGGAAAGAAGCUGCCAGGAUAGCAGAAGAGAUCUAUGGAGUAGCCCCAGGUUCAUGGGCAGAUAGAUCUCCCCUUCAUGAAGCUGCAUUUCAAGGGCGCCUUCUGUCUUUGAAAACCAUGAUAGCACAGGGAUUCAAUGUGAACAUUGUAACAAUAGACCGUGUUUCCGCUCUUCAUGAGGCAUGCCUGGGUGGCCAUGUUGCGUGUGCGAAAGUGUUACUGGAACAUGGUGCUCGUGUCAAUGCAGUCACUGUUGAUGGGAUCACACCUCUGUUUAAUGCUUGCCGCAGUGGCAGCACCACUUGUGUCAACACGCUGCUUGAAUUUGGAGCCAGGCCACAACUGGAGAAUCAUUUUGUUUCACCGAUUCACGAAGCGGUAAAGGAAGGCCACAGAGAAUGUAUGGAAAUUCUUAUAGCCAAUGGUGUGGAUAUGGACCAAGAAGACCCGCAGCUUGGAACACCACUUUACGUGUCCUGCAUGAAUCAGAGGACAGACUGUGUCAAGAAACUUUUGGAAUUAGGAGCUAGUGUUGACCUGGGUAAGCAACUGGACACCCCACUUCACGCAGCUGCUAGAAAAUCCAGUGCAGAAAUCGUCGAGUUGUUAACAGACUAUGGCGCCAGCUUGAAGUGUAGAAAUUCUGAAUGCAGAUGUGCUCUUGAUCUUGCUGUACCCAACAGCUCUGUUGAACGGGCGUUGUUGCUUCGGGAAGGCCCUCCUAGACUUGCCCAGCUGUGCCGACUGUGUAUUCGAAAGUGGUUGGGUCGAUCGUGUUUUUAUGUAGUCCACAAACUGCAUCUUCCUGAACGACUUGAAGAUUUUCUUUUAUUCCGAUAGCAUUACAGUUGCUAGUAGCCUGAU
Elgaria multicarinata webbii is the source of this 993-nucleotide messenger RNA. It is a transcript of the gene ASB11, whose product is annotated as ankyrin repeat and SOCS box containing 11. NCBI's taxonomy places the organism in Eukaryota, Metazoa, Chordata, Lepidosauria, Squamata, Anguidae. The transcript is spliced from 7 exons. Gene Ontology annotation, molecular function: protein binding. Gene Ontology annotation, biological process: intracellular signal transduction; protein ubiquitination; positive regulation of protein catabolic process. Bases 1 to 969 code for a protein of 322 amino acids. The record is from RefSeq and is a predicted model, not a curated record.